Molecule: messenger RNA, 7430 nt
Organism: Paramuricea clavata
Lineage: Eukaryota; Metazoa; Cnidaria; Anthozoa; Malacalcyonacea; Plexauridae
Source: the annotation of a GenBank genome assembly
AAGCUAUCCAAUUUCUCCCACCAAAAUUUAAAUAUUAGUAAUUAAGUUUGACCCAAAAAUUUGAAAAUUAUAUAAGCUAUAUGGGGGGUGACUUCCGUGACCCUAUCGACCAAAAUGGCACCACAGCAAAAAUUAGAGGUGGAGUUGGAAUGACUUCCUCCGCAGGCGUCUCUAUAAGGGUUUGCGCUAGAUUUAUUCCGACACCCUAGCCCUAUGCGGCGGAAUAUCCGAAAGGCGAUAUUAAAAGGGUUAUAGUUAGAAUAAGGUUUAGAAGGAUUGCAAGGGUUGGCAACCUAAAUAUUCGUUGGGACGUUGAUAAGGAAAUUGACCCGGUGAAAAUUUGAAAGAGGCCUUGAAAGUUAUAUAAGCUAACUAUAUAUCCAUUUCCUUUGAUUACACGGUUGCCUUGGUAACAAUGCAGCAAUGACGUGUCUGAGGAAACCCCCGCGCGGGUAAAUACACGUGCACAUCGCGUAACACACGCAUUUGUCGAUUUGCGCGAACGAAGCACGUUCGAUCUCGCUCGAAUCCGCAUGGAUGAGGAGAACAUCAACAGCCAAUAUGGGUUACAGUUUGGACGAUGGAAACUGCAGGAACUCGCCAGUUUGAGCGAACAAAUCAUGGAGGAAUCAGAAUAUGAAACUUUGCCCACGGAAAAUCUUGGCGUACACAUGCUGGCCGGAGCAUUUGCAGGAAUUAUGGAACAUUGUGUAAUGUAUCCUGUCGAUUUUGUGAAGGUAUACUUUGUCUCUUUGAUAAAGAUAAAACGAUUUCAUAAUAAAUCUGAUACUAUUUUCCUGCCUACUAUAAGUGAAUUCGUACUUUGUCGAAGAAACGAUAUAUGUCAGAUCUUUUUACAAUGAAAUAUUCGUGUUCAAUAUAUAUGUUAGCUAGGCAACUCAAGUGUAUGUUUAAUGAGAAUUUGGAAUAUUACAGUAUGAACUCGAAGUAACGAAAUUGUUUAUAUCUUAACCUGAUUUCCAAAAUUGAAACCCUAUUUUAUCUAAGGUCGAGCUUCUUUAUAUCAGUCACACAUUUCCCCCCUGGUACAAUAUAUAAACUGUUUCAAGAUUUUAAUUAUAAAUGGUAUCUAUUGUACAAUUACUGGUUACAUAUUAAAUAUAUUAAAAUGUAGCCCAACCAGCUGUAUUACCAGUGAGAUAGAUAGCGUUUAAUAAGAAGGUAAUAAGAAGCUUAUAAUUAAAGUAUUUAUACUCUUUAAAACCAUUUAAGCGUUUACACAUCUUCGUUGUAAAAUUGUGUGCCCAAACAAAAUAUUUGCCAUGUGCAGUUAGCAUGUUGCAUGUGCAGUUUAUAGAAUGUAAACCAAAUUUGAACCUAAAUGAAUCAAAGCCAAAAGGGGAAUGUUAAUAUAUUAUAGUAAACCCUACAGCCUAUUUUAUUUGCAUUGUGUUAAAUUCCAGAAUGGUGUGAGUAGUGUGACCAAAGUUCAUAUUAUUAUGUAACUUUGAAAUUUGAAUAAUUAGCUAUGCAACACAGAUCGAUAUAUAUAUAUAUAUAUAUAUAUAUAUCUUCCCUUGUGGUCGUUUGAGCACUCUGGUUGAAAAUGUUCUCGAGUGUGUAUUUCAUAAUUUCCAGACCAUGUGCAAAUUAAGCAGAAAGAUAUUGGAAAUACACACUUGAAAAAAAUUUUAAAAAUGAAAUACACACUCGAGAACAUUUUCAACUUGAUAUUAUGGAGUGAACAAUAACACAACUUCAAACACUCAUUAAUAAUUCAUUGAAUUUAUAGUCCUGUUUGAAGCCGUUCAAUAAACUCGCAGGUCGUGUUUUAUUAGGUCUAAAGCCACUCGCACUCAUGGCUGUAAACCUAAUAAAACACUCCUGCUCUUUAUUAAACAGUACAUAACAUACCCCAUAAUUAUCUACAUUAUCUAUCAUGGUAAAAAUUACAAGUUGAAUAUCCAUUUGUAAAGUUUUAUUCCAUGAUGUACUGGUUUAGACUCGAAUGCAAAGCUUACGUCCCAACCCUAAUGCAAUCUACCAGAAUGUUGGUCAUGCUUUAAAGACAAUCACCAAGAAGGAAGGUGGAAGGACUGUAAUUCGUGGCGUAAAUAUUGUGAUAGCCGGUGCUGGCCCCGCACAUGGUAUUUAUUUUGCUUCGUACGAGAUGGCUAGGAAAGCUCUUGGUAAUGUAAGAUCAACAUCAGGGCAAAAUAGUGCUAUGGCAAAUGGUAAGUUCAUAAACCAUCUUCGAUCCACAAGUUUAUAACAUUGUCUUCCUUGCCAUGGUCUUAGGAAACCAUCAGGCUAAAAGGAUACCAUUCUGACACAAUGUUACAGUGCGUCUACUACAUUGCAGAACAAAAAUAGAAAAAAUCAACUAACGGCGCAUUAGCCAAUCAGCAUUGGGCCAAAAACAAUUUGAACAAAUGUCAAACAAUAAAAAUAGACUUGAAAAGUAAACACUGCAGUUACUGGCUUCCUGAAGCGAACUCCGUGCUUUCUUUUGAUUGGAUGAGCUUUAGUUUGAUUAGAUUUCUAUUUUUGUUCUGCAAUGUGAUUGGUUAGUGUUAUCUAAGUGGCGUUAGUGGCCCCACUUACAGUAGACUCACUGUAAAGGUUAUGCUCAAAUUAUAUACUUAAUUGUGUCCUAAGUUCAUGCCCAUUUGAAAAUAAAUUAUUUGCAAGGGAAAAUGUGUUAGUUUGGUUAUUUUGCUAUAUUGUAGUGCUAUUAGAUAAAUACCACAUAUCAACAGAUUUUGAAUUUGUGUUUCAAAAAUUAUUUUAUCAUGGGUCAUAGGUGUUUGCUUGACAUUGAAUUUAUUGAGAAAAAUACGUAUAGAAACAUAUCUAAGUUCAUUAAAAUUCAUUAUGUUUAUAACCUUUAAAAGGUUGUCUUAAGUGAUGUAUUUUAUUGUCUAAUAAAAUUAUUUGAAUGUUUUCUCUUUCAGCUGUUGCAGGAGCAUUGGCCACACUUUGUCACGACGCUGUCAUGAACCCUGUUGAUGGUAAGCACUAAUUAUGCUGCAACACUAUAGCCAUAAUCUAAGAAUGGUUGUAAUCAACCCAUUAAUGUAAUCAACACAUUUACUCUUCAAGAAUAAAAUCAUUAGAUAGACUGAGUAAAACAAUGUUAAAAGUUAGGUGUAUUAGAGAGCAUUAGACAAAUGGUCUGAUCCGCCUAACCACGCUCUGCAUUAUAACCUAGGUCUUUGCCUAUAAGUGCUGUGCGUCGGAGUUUUGCUGGAGCUUUGGUGGUUUUUGGGCGGCUGGAGCAGCAAAGCUUUCUCCCAGCUCUAGCUGAAAAGUCAGAAUUGACAAGAAAUGUUGUUCAAUUUCGUAGAAUUAGCAUUGGUUGCAAAUACUGGCAACAGUGAAUUAACUGAAAGUAUACAUAUAAUCAGAAGUCAUAUCUGUUGUGUCAAACCAAGACAUUAUGGCUGUGAUUUACAGUAUCUAACACAGGAAUUCGAAAAGUUGUAAAUCACUAGCAUUAUGCUUUGAUAUACUGCAUCACAUCAUCUUACCUUGGGGACAAAAUUUAACCGAAAAAUAUCUGCCAUUAUCCGGUUAAAGACUUGGAUAUGACAUCAUAGUGAGGACUGAUAUGACAUCAUACCUGUGAGGAUAUGAUGUCGUAGGGAGAAUAUGAUGUCAUAGUGCAGAUAUGAUGUCUUGGUGAGGACAUGAUGUCAUAGUGAGGAUAUGAUGUCGUGGUGAGGAUAAUGUGCCCAUCAAAAAUUGUUAAAUUUCCCACGAAUAAAGCAAGCUAGUUAAGACAGGCACAUUAUCCUAUUUGGUCAUUUUGAAUUUUCUUUACAAGGCAAUCGUGUGUGAAGUUUCACACUUUAAUAUGCACAUUAACCUUUUGAUUAAAGUAUCUUGUUUUUCAUUUUUAAUUCUUGAAUAGUUAUCAAACAGAGAAUGCAGAUCUAUAACAGUCCGUAUCGAGGAGUCCUAGACUGUACAAGACAUGUGUGGAAAACAGAGCGCAUCACUGCAUUCUAUCGUAGCUACACUACCCAAGUAACAAUGAACAUUCCAUUUCAAAGUUUACACUUUGUCGUGUACGAAUUUAUGCGGGAAUGGUUAAACCCGCAACAUAAUUAUGACCCAAAGACACACCUGAUUGCAGGCGGUACCGCAGGCGCGCUUGCCGCAGCGGUUACCACUCCGCUUGACGUUGCAAAGACUUUACUUAACACCCAGGAACAAAAUGCUGUUGGGGCUAUCAUGAACCAGGGACAUAAACAUCCUUUAGUGUCGGGCAUGAUAGAUGCAGUAAGGACUAUCUACAAGCUGCAGGGGUUUCGUGGUUACUUCCAGGGGCUGCAAGCAAGAGUUCUGUACCAGGCUCCUUCGUGUGCUAUCUGUUGGUCAUCAUACGAGUUCCUGAAAUUUUGGUUUAUACCAGAAAAAGAAUGCCAACGCAUGGAAGUUGAAAUGAAUUCCUAAGAAAUUUUCUAGAGAGAGGUAUUAAAUACCGGAAAUAUACUACUUAGGGAAAAUAGUCCCAGAAUUUUAAUUAUUUAGUGAAAGAAAUUCUAAUCAGUUUCAGAAAUUAAAAAUCAUAAUGAUAUGCAACCUCGUACCUAGGGCUAUCGUCCUGGCAUUGCUUUAUUAUUUGACUUUAUGAGUAUUGCAACAUGCAAAUAUUACUACGUCCUUGACCUUGAGGAUAAGAGUAGAUAAGAGUUGGCAAGCGAGAGUUUGAAUGAGAGUUUUCUCAACUUCAUGACCUCUGCUCAAAUCUAGGGUGCGAUAAGAAACCUUUUCAGUAAUAAAUUUCUUGCAGUAAUAAAUUUACGUGGUGUUUCCACAAACAAAAACAAUUAUUGAAAAACCUUUUCUUUUUACAAAGCUGUAGCUUUGUAAAAAGGUUUUUCAUUCAGUAUCGUACUAUCGUGAAACUACGAGGGGCACAAUUGCAUAGUUCCAUACCAAGUUCGAAACAUUGUAAUUAGUGAAAAGUUAGCUGAAAUUGUGCAGAAGUUUAAAGAAUGUACAAAAAUGUUUAUGAAGUCUUUACACAGCAGUCAAAACAACUGCGAAAACCUGAAUUUCAGUAAACGUACUUCAAUAAUAUUGUACAACAAUCAUCCUUGGAUUCACCAGUGGUUCAGCCAUCUUUACCAAACCACAUGACUACAAAUAAUCAGGAUAGUAAAAUGCAGAAAGUAGCCUGGGUACGAGGUUGGAUUAAUAUGAAAGUGACAUGUAUAUUCGGUUUAAGUGCCAUUGAAAAAGUUAAAUGAUAUCGAAAGUAACAGAUUUAUUUAUAAAACGUUUGGAAGCAGAUAAUGAAACCUCAAGAGCUGUUUAUAUGAGCAUCAUUGAACGAACUCGGGUUAAUUUGUUGAAAACCCCACGGGUUAGUUUUAAUCCUUUUCCAGAGAAGUAUUCAAACUAUCAAUGGGUUAGUACCUAUACGCUCAUAUCCCGCGGCCUAGCCAGCCCAUCUCCCAUAUAAACAGCACCUUGAAUGGCAUGUCAAGUUUCGGUAAUGACUAAAAAGGGAUAGAUAAGACUAAGAGGGAUGUUUUCAAGGUAAACUCGAGGUUCGCUUGCUUGUAGAGUUGGGAUUGGGUUCAGGGUAAGGUUUAGAGUAAGGUUUAUGCGGGUUUAGGAUUGUUAUAAGUGCAUAUAUGGUUGUUGAUUCUUUCAUGUUUUAAUGAUUUUAAAAAAUAGCCGCCAUCUUGAAAACCUCUCUGACGUCGUUCCCCUUCCAGUUUAGAGGCUCAGUGUCACCUGUUGAGCGAUGUUAUUUAAGGCUUAACUUAUUGAUUUUCUACACGAACUUUUUCAAACUGGACCAUGUGCGCAUGCUCAGCAGUAAAUUUUAGCAAUUAAAUAAUAUUGCUCAACAGGUGACACUGAGCCUUCAACAACGACCAUCAAAUCUCCUCCUCUGGGUGUGUGUCUCAAUACCGAGGGGCUGAUACUCAGGCUAGGUGUGUAUCUAACUAGAUGGACUUAUACAAAGGUAAAUAAAUUAUACGGGAUUAUAAUUAGACAUGCAUGUUAUUUUUAAAAAUAUUUAACUCAUACUACUUGCCUUUUUUGACAUUAUGGGUUAUAAUAAUAACCUCGUAAUAACCAGUCUUUCAAAUCUUUUAGACUUCAUAAUAUCCACAUUUUCAAUAAACUCUAGUUGAGGAUGAAUCCAAUAUCACAUGAUCCCAAUUACGCCAUAAUUAGUGACCAACCUUGCAUGCACAGAAUCGCAGCGUGUCAUGGCCUUUAUUUAGCGUUAUAAUCGACACAUGAAACUGGCGCAAAAUAGGCAAGGGGCUAGCUACGUCGAGAUUGAAACGUACCACUUGAAACUGGCGCAAAGAUUGAAACGUACGCAAUAUUAUCCAGACUUUUAAAAAUUGCGAAAGCAUUUUAUUUACACAUUUAAAAUUUCUAGUACAUUUUUACAACAUUUAUAAUAAGUUUUCCUUUGGCACAUGCUAAUAAUAAAACGGUUAUGUGAAUGUGAUAUGGAAUAAAAACAUUAAACUCUACAUCAUUUUUUUUGGAAUAACAUUAGUUUCACUGUACCAUGGCCAUGCAUCUUAGAUCCGGCGGCCACCGGCUUAUUUUGAAAGCCCUGUUAAGCGUACUGAAACCGGUAAAGGAUUUUCAUCCUGUCAUUGGCGAGUUUGUUAAAAAAAAUUACUUGACAUUUCUGUCUUCGAGGGAAAGUACGCAUUACUAAAACUUUAUUUGCCUCUUAGUAUUAAAGUGCCUAUAUCAUGGUUGUAGUGUUUGCAUAUCCCGAAAGUUUAGGGUAUUUUAAGACACUUUGCAAUAUAUUUUGUUAUUGAAAAAUUUCAUCUUGAUGGAUUUAUUAGCUCUUAAAGUUACCGGACAUGACGUCAAAAGGAGAAUUUUGUUGCAAUGAUACAAAGGAAAACUGAUUUGCAAUUCUCCUUUUGACGUCAUGUCCGGUAAUUUUAAGAGCUAGUAAAUCCAUCAAGAUGAAAUUUUUCAAUAACAAAAUAUAUUGUAGCCUGCGGGCAGCCCCAUACCACGUACUACCUUCCCUCGUUUACGUGGUAUGGGGCUGCCCGCAGGCUAAAUAUAUUGCAAAGUGUCUUAAAAUACCCUAAACUUUCGAGAUAUGCAAACUCCAAAACCAUGAUAUAGGCACUUUAAUGACUUAAAAGUUUUUAUCUUUUUCUUAUGUAAAUAUUAAGGGUACAUGCAUGUUUGAACAUGCAACUACGGCCUACUAGUAAUGCUCAAGGAACACAAUUUAUAGCUGCCUUUUGUCUUGGAGUAAAAAUGCUAUUGUUGAUGAACACGUCUUCAUGACAUUGCCGUUGUAUUUCCCAAACUCACUAAAUAUAGUGGACCUGAUGAAACGCUAUUUUCCCAACGUUGACGUUGUCACAACUACUAGGGUUGUUCAUCCGGCAAAACGACUAUUUUCAAAUUGGCUUCGGGCCAGGUGUACUCCCGAGGUAGCGAAACCUGCA